Molecule: messenger RNA, 3463 nt
Organism: Xenia sp. Carnegie-2017
Lineage: Eukaryota; Metazoa; Cnidaria; Anthozoa; Malacalcyonacea; Xeniidae
Product: tolloid-like protein 2
Biological process (GO): proteolysis
Molecular function (GO): metalloendopeptidase activity; serine-type endopeptidase activity; zinc ion binding
Source: RefSeq, a predicted model, not a curated record
UUGCGUCCGCCCGUUGCUUUUAACAUUGUGAUUAGUUCAACGUAGACAAUACAACCGACAAUGAACUUUUUGAUAUUCACAAAUUGCGUUCUUUUUGCGCUUAUAACAAUCCCCACGAUAGUUUACUCUGAUGAAGAUGAUUAUGAUCCUUGUAAAGCAGCUGCCUUUGUGAAUGGCGACAUAGCCAUAACAAAGUAUCAACUAUCGAGAGUAAAACGAACUAAACGAGCAGCUACAGCUUUGAGAAGCCGUCUUUGGGAACACGGAAUCAUACCGUACGAGAUCGACUCCGUUUUUUCUGCUUCUGGAAAAUCAUUAAUUGUUGAAGCUAUGCGACAUUGGGAAAAUCACUCUUGUCUCACGUUUGUUGAACACUCUGAUCAAAGUGAUUACAUAUUCUUUCAGAAGGGUCAUUGUGGUUGCUGUUCGUUCGUCGGCAGAAAAGGAAACGGUAAACAAGGAAUUUCAAUUGGCGAUGAUUGCGAAACAUUUGGCAUCAUUGUACAUGAAAUUGGUCACGCACUUGGAUUUUGGCAUGAGCACACACGCCCAGAUCGCAAUCGAUAUGUCAAGAUAAUUGCUGAAAAUAUUGAAAGAGGAAGGGAAAAUAAUUUUGCUCUGCUUAACUAUGAUGAAGUAAAUUCAUUGGGAGAAGAAUAUGACUUUGCAAGUAUCAUGCAUUACGCUCCCAACUUGUUUUCAAGAACAUUUACAUCAAAUGUCAUUGUUCCUAAAGUAAAUAUCUCCAGAAGUCUUUUGUCGUCUAUUGGUCAACGCAAGCAAUUGAGCAAAGGAGAUAUAGUUCAGAUCAACAAGUUAUAUCAAUGUUUAGAAUGUGGAGGAACAUUACAAAAUCCUUCGGGUACAAUUUCCAAUCCAUCUUUUCCUUCUUUUGAUCGAAAAUCUCGCUUGUGUGAAUGGCGGUUGUUCACUACUCCAGGAGAAAUUAUAGUUUUGAACAUGGACGUGUUCAAACAGAGAAACAGAAGUUGCGAGGAAAAUUAUGUUGAAAUUAGAGAUGGUCGACCUAAAGGUAAAUUAAUUGGGCGAUAUUGUCGUGGUAACCCACCUCCGAAAACGUUGGCAUCAUAUAGCAAUCGACUACUGUUGAAAACAAAAAUGAGUAGAGGGUCAAGACAAAAAUUUCAAUUUCGUUAUAAAGCUACUUGUGGUGGAAUAAUAAAGCUAGACAGAGGAGAGAUUCAGUCUCCUAAUUCACCUUCUGGAAACCGAUUCAACAAGUUGUGCGUAUGGAGAAUUAUUGUAAAAGAAGGAACAAAAGUUGGAAUAAAAUUCAGUAGUUUUGAUGUUGAAGACGCUCCAAACUGUAUGUAUGAUGCCGUAUCAAUAUAUAAUGGAUUAAAUGAGUCUAACAUGGUUACUCGACUUUGUGGUAAAACAAUUCAAGAUUUGGCCACAGAUACUAACGAAGCUCUUAUUAAGUUUGAAACCGAUAAUUCUGUGGAAAGUGAGGGAUUCAUUCUGAAAUUUGUCAGCGAGGUUGACGAAUGUAAAUCCAAUAAAAGUGGAUGUGAACAUUUAUGUGAAAACACGAUAGGAAGCUAUAAAUGUAAAUGUCAUAUUGGUUAUGAGCUGCAUUCGAAUGGAAAAAAUUGUGAAGUGGCAUGUGGUGAAUUAAAAGAUAGAAAUGGUACAAUCACUAGUCCAAGUUACCCAGAUCGUUAUCCUUCCAAUAAAAAAUGUAGUUGGUCCAUUAAAGCACCUCCUUUACAUAAAAUCCAGCUGAGUUUUAAAACAUUUGAGCUGGAGGAAAGUGGUGAAGGCUGUCAUUAUGAUUAUCUUGUUGUGAAGAAGAAUAAAAAGAACGCUUCGCGACAUUGUGGAAAUCGAAAUCCAGGUGUUAUGAUGUCCAUUACAAAUGAAAUGCACAUUGAAUUUGUCUCAGACAGUUCCAUGUCUAAGAAAGGUUUUGAGGCUGAAUAUUAUACAGACAAAGAUGAAUGCCAAGAGAAUAGUGGCGGAUGUGAAUAUAAAUGUGUUAAUGUUAUUGGCUCGUUCAUCUGUCAAUGUCGAGAUGGUUUUAAGUUGCAUAGCAACGGACGUAAUUGCAUUGAAGGGGGGAGUAAUCCGGUCUUAAAUCACCCUACUGGAACAAUAAAAACUCCCAAUUAUCCCGAAUAUUACAAACCAGACUUGAAUUUAAGAUGGACGAUCAUUGUAUCUCCUGGUCAUCGUGUUCGACUUGUGUUUGAGGAAUUUAGCUUGGAAAAUGAUGAACUUUGUAAAUAUGAUUAUGUCUUGGUGGAGUCAGGAUUUAUUGAUGAAAAGAAACUGUGCGGUUCGCAUCUUGAGAACGACGACAAAAUCAAACUUCAAUGUCGAAUAAAAUGGUUAUCCAAUUCAGAAGUGAUAACACACAUCAAGAAAGAGGAUUUCUUGCGGUUUAUAAGACUGUUUGUGGCGGAAGACUUCAUGCUGACGAACAUCAGAAACAUAUUUUAUCUCAUGUCGAUUUUAACCUCAAAAAACCUUACCCAGGAAAUGCAAGUUGUGAAUGGCACCUAGCUGCAAAGAAAGGCUACGUCAUUAGGAUAAAACUAGAGAUGUUUGAAUUGCAACAAGACGACAAUUGUACUUCUGAUUUUUUGAGAAUAAGGGAUGGCUCUAGCAGCAAUUCACCGAUUAUUGCAACACUUUGUGGUGUAAAGACGGGUUUAGAAUAUCAAAGCACCGGAAAUAAUAUGUAUUUACGUUUUCAAACGGAUGGGAAAAAAGCGAAAAAAGGAUUCUUGAUUGGAUAUAGAAGAAAAAUUUUAUAAUCUCUUAAAAAGAGAAAGAAGCUGUGCCCAGAUUGUCGCAAUCCCUUUUAAAACGACAUAAAAAAGUCAUUAAUUUAUUUUUAACGAGAGGAUUUUAACAGUAGAAAAAAGCUUCGUUUUCUUCACUGAUGAGACCACAGAAAUUUUGUUGAAUAUUUCUCGUAAUGUUAAUUUCAAAAUUCUUGUCUUUAGUUCAUUGUUGACAAUCUAUGCCCAGAUAAAAUAUAAUACCACUGACGAAAACAGAUGGAAAGAUACUAUACAUAAAUAUAUAUAUAUAUCUCUGUGCAUGCUUUUAUAAAUAAUCGUUCUUAGCCGGAUGCAAUGCAUACAUUUUAUAAUUUAACUAUCUUAGUCUGGCGAAUUUCUACUAACCCCAGUUAAAUAAGCAGUGCUACUUACCUGCAAAUACAAGAAAUAAUCUAUAACUGCUAUAACUGCAAAAGUAAUAUAAAGAUUAAUAAAUUAUGUAUUCAUAAUGAAUAGUUAAAGUAGAGUGGAGUACUGCUUUUUAUACGAACAAAUACAUUAAUUAUAUUCAAUUAACUUAAUCAUUACUUCAUAACCAUUUAACGAGAAAAUUCAGCUAAAACAAAAUAAUAUGUAUACUGAUUGAUGUAGUUCAUGUUAUCUUUAUUCUCUUAAUGUUUGAAGAACAAUUUUAUCACGUUUUUGCUGGUAAA